CCCGGUUCCUCUCCGUGUCCGGAUCCGGUUCCCGGCCCAGCUCUCGUCAUGGCGGCCGCUGCUGUUGCUCCUCGUCUCUGCGCCGAGCGUUGAUUCCCUCACCACCGCCACACACACACCACACACACACCGAGAAUUCGAACGCGGCCCUGGCGGCGUCGGCAUUAGUUCACUCGCACCUCACUGCACUCCCUCCACACACUGCGGCAUUGAUGGUAAUGUAUACGAGGAAACAGCCGAGGCUCAAUGAUGGGUAUCAUGAAAGAAGACAAACCCACCCGCAGCAGAGUGUCAAUAAGUACCCAGCAAAGACUGAGGGUGACGGUGACAGUCGUAAUGACAAAAUGCGGGACUCAAGAGAUGCAUCUCCAGCAAGCAAGAUUCCUCGCAAGUCAAGCAGUCCUGAUGUCCGGGAGCAGAAGACCAACUCCCUGCAGUCAAAGCCCAAAGACAAGUGCAGAGUAUCUGGUGAUGCUGUUGAUGGAAGCUCUCAAAACCAUUCUGCUCGCCCUAUAUCAAAUUCACAUGGUUCUGAACAACAUAAGAACCCAGCUACACAACCAUGGUCAAUCCACGGCUGGAUGAAGGCCUCCCCAAGCCGCCGCCACCUCUCACGAUCCGGCGAUCCACAUGACCCUGCUGAUGAUUGGUCAGAACACAUUAGCUCUUCUGGGAAAAAGUACUAUUACAACUGCAGAACAGAGGUCUCUCAGUGGGAGAAACCCAAAGAAUGGGUGGAAAGAGAACAACGGCAAAAGGAGGCUGCAAACCGAAUUGUUGCAAACAGUUUCCCUAAAGACAGGGACUACAGGAGGGAAGCCAUGCAGACAGCUGUGCAGAGCAAUUCCUCCAACCGCUUUGCAGAAGACAAGCAUUCAAGUGAGGUGGGCAGCGUGCUCGCACAAACCGUCUUGUCACAGACGAGCAAACACAACGACAGGGACUACAGGCUGCCCCGUACUGAAGCGCCGGGCAGUGGGACGUCAAGCAGCACUCCACUCCAGCAGCAAGCAUCCCUCGGCGUCAAGCCAGGCUCAUCGCUUCCCAAUUGUACACCGAGUCCUGUGCCGAGCAGCCCAUUUAACCUGCCUGAGCAACAGCAACAACAGCAUCAGCAGCACCACAAGAAGCAGAAUGAUUCUAAUGGAGCCAACACUCUCACAAAGCCACAUCCUGCAGGCUCAUCCACAGGCCAGAGGCCAGAGAAAAAGGGUGCAGACGCUCCCACAGACAGGGCCUCAACAGCCAGUGCCACCCCUUCCCCCUCCACAUCCUCCACCUCACGGUUGACGCCUGUCACACCUACUUCAGCCACGAUGCCCUCCCUGCCAAGCCAAGACCCUGCAGUGCUGCGACAGAUCCUGCACACCUCUCCCCAGAUCAACCCGAGCCUUGAGCGCCUCCAAGAAGCUUUCACUCAAACACUUUCCAAAAUCCUGCUUGCAGCAGCCCCAACGCUACUACCCCAAGCAGUGCAGGCAGCACACCAAGCUCACCAGCAGAGCCAAUCGCCUGCAUCCCAAACAUCGGACGUGUCCUCUCCUCGUUCCCACAUCUCCCCACGGGUGGCAACACCUCAGACGAGUGGAAGCCAGACCAGGGCCCAUGCCACCACACCUCACAGUCACAGCUCUGCGCAGUCAAAGGCCAGUGCUAUGUCUGUAAAGUGUGGUGUCCAUCAGAGCCAAGGGUCUCAACAGACGGGUGGCACAGAGAGGCACAAUUACACCAGUCCAGGUUCUCCUGCUACCAGCGGAGGCCACAGGCAUCAUCCAUCAGGAGGUCAUCCCAGCCCUGCCCGCACUAUGUCUGGGUCACAUGCUGGAAGUGCACAGCCUUCUGUGAGCUCCCACAGCAAUGCGUGCCAGUCCCUAUCUGGCCUCAGCUCCCUGUCACCUGGACUGUCCUCCCAUUACUGCGAGAACCUCACCAAGCAUGUCCAGGGAUGGCCAGCUGAACACUUGGAGAAACAGGCAGCAAGAUUACGGGAAGAGAGUUACAGCUUGGGGUGCUUACAAAUGUCUGAAAUUUGUACUGAACUGAAGAACGCCAGGUCGCUGGUGCGGGUAUCAGAAAUCCAAGCCACACUACGGGAGCAACGGAUACUCUUCUUGCGGCAGCAGAAUAAAGAGCUUGAAAAACUGAAGAAUCAAAAUUCCUUCAUGAUGUGAGAAUCUCGCAGUAAUUAACGAAGAAACGCGUUUGCCUAUUUGAGAAGAUUCGAUUACUCCUUCACUUCUGAGCGACCAAUAUGGCCAAAUGCUUUGAAAAUACAUAUGCCUCAGUUCACAUGUACAGACUGUCUCUAAAGCUGAGUGAGACAUGCUGGAAAAGGACUACAAGAACUUUUGUUCUCCCAAGUGAAUGCGCAGGUCCACUUGUAUAUAUAAACGUUUUCUAGACUGGAUGACUCUUGAUGGGUGAUACAGCAGCUGAUUAGGAUGUUAACCUUGUGAGUAAUCACAUCACUCGACACCAAGUUGUAAUAUUUUAAAUGUUUAUUAUUUUAAUUGUAUUUUGUCAUUUUUCCUGUGUUACGAAAAAAAAAUUCCUCCCUUAAGUUUUGUUUCACAUUCUGCAUUUUUUUCAUAAAAAAAGGAAAGAAAAAAAGGACAAUGCAUUUCAAUAAUUUCCCGUAAGCUGCUUGCAUAAUGCAUACAAAUGGCAUGGACUUGUGAUAAUUAAUCAGCCUUGGUGUUACCAAUCGGCUUACAUCACUGAAUUCCCAGGUUCAUUUGUAAUGGAUGUAAGCGGAGAAUAUAAAAAAAAAUCUUAACACGUAUGGUGAAUUCUGAAUCGUGAAAACAAAAGCUGAAUGUAGAGAAACAUUAAUCACAUUGGUUUAAGCUCAGUAUUGGUGUAUAGCGAGUAAUUGGUGUGCUUUGUAAAACCACUUGUUGGCUGCCUUUUGUGCAAUUAAGAUACUGCUAAACGCAGCAGGUGUUUUGCAUGUACCAACUGGUGGCAUGCUAAAUAUUUGCGGCACUAUUCAUGAGCUGUGCUUGUGGUCCAUGUUGAGGUGCAGAUGAUUGGGUGACGUCCAGACAUGUUAACCUUUGUUGUGUUUGUGGAUUUUAGUUUUCUAAACCUUUAAGUUAUUGUUAGCUUUGGGUAUUGUUUUUGCUGACUUCAGAUGUCGGUAUCAUUUCCAGAAGUGUCUUGUGCUGCAAUGUGCACGUAAUCAUAGAAGUUGAUUAAUUUAUUCAGUUUUUUUUCCACGUAUUACACAUACUAAAGUUUCUCCACAAGGACAAUACAACAAGUUUCAUGUCCCAUCCGCAGUGCACUCAUUUUGGUGUCCAAUUUGAAGCUCAUCUUUUGUUCUACAUAUGGUAAUGGCUUAAUAAGUAACACUGAUGCUCAUUAUAGUAAAAAAAAAAUGACCACACUUAAAUUAGAGUUUUGUUUUACCAAACAUUUUAUGGUUAAUUAUUUCAAUUCUAACAAUUAGUAAUGCUGGUAUCAACAGGCAAUGGGACACGUGUAGAUUUAAACUUUUUAAAAAGCUCACCAUUUUUUUGUUUAAGCUUUGGAUGCCCUCAUUGAGAUGUCGACGUAAGUCAAAUUAACAAUCGUUACAUUUUAAGACAUUCUUUUUUUUUACCUGCAGACCCUUCACACACCCCCAUCCUGUGGUUGCACUUUUGUUAUUUUGUUUAAAAUCGCCAAUGAUUAAACACACUUCACCGAUAGAUAGCAUUAUAUGAUUAAUACACAAUGUCACGAAGCAUACAUUUAUAAUGUGCGGAUAUGCUUUUGUAGACUUUUAAUAUAUUCUGCCAAAUUUGUUGCUAUCUUAACAAAAAAGCAUGCACCCAAGCACCCUCAUUAAAUCCAUACCCACCUAUAACCAUGCUGCUACGACACAAUGCAGGAAUACAAUAGUGUUUCACAAUCAGUUACUCUGGACAUAACUACCUUUAACAUUUAAGUUAUGGCUCUGGUUAGUUAUUUUUUUUCCAGAAAGUGUAGAUUCCUAUGGUUUGGCUUUGGUAAUUUGUAGACAUAGUAAAACCUUAUAAGUUGCAGGGGUAAUCUCCUUAGAGCCUUGGCAGCACGUCUGUAACUGCUCACCCACACAAGUUUACACACUUAACGUCUUGCAGCUGUGCAGUAUAUCUAUUCAUGAUAAAGCUUUGGUAGGAUGGAGGGGUUGUUUUUUUUACAGGGUCAGCAAAGUGAUGAGAAGGGAAUUAACUCAUUCAUUUGUAAUUUAGAUUGUCACGAUAAAUGUGAUUUUUUUCUCUUUGCUUAUAUGUGAAGAGUUUAUUUUGUGCAAUUUGGGAAAUGUGCAUAAGGACAUCCUAAUGUGUGUAAUGCAUUGUCAUAAUUUUAUUGGUCUCCAUCUUGAUCACCCAAAACCUCCAUAGUUUUGCGCCUGGUGGUGCCUUUUGGGUUUAUUUUAAUUUCCAAGCCCUUUAGAAGCUUUAACACAAUAUGUAAGGUCUUCAUCAUUGGUUAGUAUUUUUUUUUUACGUAGGACAUCGUGGUGAUGCCAUCGCUGAAUUAUUGGUGGGAUGACAAGAAAUAACUCGUGUUUUCAUUAAAGGUGGUGAGUGUAAAGAUUGUGUGCCAAUAAAGUUGAGGUCGCCAACUGCACGGCUCGAAAUUCCGUCAGCGCUUGCCAAGAGAAACCAAUUUUACGAACAAGUGCUGGUUAAAUUUUUCGUUGGAGCCUUGUAUUUUUCACAAGCAUCCACUGCAAAGCAUGAGGCUAUUGCACUUGUUAAAAGAGUAUUUUGCCUCCGUCCUAGCAUGACUGCAUGCUUACUCGUUAUGAACCCAUGACGUUUCAAUGGAGAGCAUCAAGGCGUUUAUAUGAGCCAAUUUAAAUAGUACCGUGUCUUGCCUGCCAUAUCUGGUAUGUGGAAGUGCAGUCAGCCUAGGUUUGUGGGCCUUAUGAUGGUGGACUUUGUCAGCGCAAUCCUUGCGGGUUGGUAAUCAUGACCCAUGCACAGUUCAUGAGGUAGCCACGAGUGGGCGAUAGUUACCCAUAUUUUCAACAGGAGGUGAAAACACGGAGAUGAUGAAUCACUGAUGUUUCAACUGUCGCCGUGUGUAUUCGUUGCGGCAAAAUAAUAAAUCGUGCUAAGCCCAUA
This is a messenger RNA of Lethenteron reissneri (Far Eastern brook lamprey), 5099 nucleotides long. It is a transcript of the gene WAC, whose product is annotated as WW domain containing adaptor with coiled-coil. The record is from RefSeq and is a predicted model, not a curated record. Gene Ontology annotation, biological process: regulation of autophagy; positive regulation of TORC1 signaling. Gene Ontology annotation, cellular component: nucleus. Lineage: Eukaryota; Metazoa; Chordata; Hyperoartia; Petromyzontiformes; Petromyzontidae. Gene Ontology annotation, molecular function: RNA polymerase II complex binding; chromatin binding.